Molecule: messenger RNA, 1602 nt
Organism: Phragmites australis (common reed)
Lineage: Eukaryota; Viridiplantae; Streptophyta; Magnoliopsida; Poales; Poaceae
Product: E3 ubiquitin-protein ligase EL5-like
Exons: 1
Coding region: 326-874 (182 amino acids)
Source: RefSeq, a predicted model, not a curated record
CUCGCGACAGCUCAAGGUCUCGCAGUCAGGAGUCAGAAGGUACGGUUGUGGUACACGUUCUAGAAACCAAAAGGGAAGGUUCUUCUGCCGUGCCAGUGCUAUUUUCUCGAGUGGGGCCCGCCUGCAGUACAGUGUAGAGGUAAGGAAGCAAAAAAGGCAGCGAAAUUAGCUAUGCAAAUGCCCCUUUUGAUUACCCGGGGUCUAACGUAAGGCAAUUGCGCACUGCAAGAAAGCAGGCACGAAAUUCUCUGAAGCUCCCUCUCUCUCCCCCUCUCUCUCUCUCUAUGAUGACUUGGCCGGCAAGCUAAAAAUAUACACUAGUGAAAUGAGCGUGUUACUUCAUAGCAGCAAGAGUGUACCAAGAUUGCUAGUUGUCGUACUGCCCAGCAUAUUCUCAACAAGCAUGAGCCCUGACGCCGCGUUCGCGCUCGAGAUCGCCGCGGUGGUCACCGUGGCGGUGCUGAUCGUGGCCAUCGUUGCUGCCGCCUCGGGCGCCUGCGAUGGCGGCGCCGGGCGCGCUGCGGUGCACAACGUCGAGCGCGUGCUCGGGGCCGCCACGCUCAUGACGUACGAGCAGGCGCAGGCGGCCGGGAAGAGGUCGCAGCCGCCGCGGCCGUCGACGGAGGGGAAGGAGGAGGCGCAGUGCUGCGCCAUCUGCCUGUCGGAGUACGCCAAGGGCGACGAGCUCGUGCGGGUGGUGCCAGCGUGCGGGCACUUCUUCCACGCGAGGUGCAACGUCGACAAGUGGCUCCGGGCGCGCCGGACGUGCCCGCUCUGCCGCGGUGGGCUGUGGCCGCUGCCGAGUCCGCCACGGCCGGAGUGCUCGCCGAUGCCGCCGCGAUCGGGCGGCGCCACAGUGGGCUCGCCGUUGUGAGUCAAUCUGCUUAUUUCAUCAGCUUCCAUUGUUGGUUCUUGAUUAGUUCCUUAGGAUUUUGUAGAGAGAGAGAGAGGGAUUAUUGCUCUUGGACUCGUUAUUCCAGAGGUGAAUUGGUGCAAAAAAUUAUUUUGUUCCAUGAAAAAUCUUCGCAGGCCUUGUUCCUGUCAAGAUUCUCUUGUUUUUCUUGUCGAUUCUUGUAUUGCACUGUGGCAGUGACCACGGAGUCCUAGGGUGCAGAACUACUGCAGUUGACUAGUAGCUCCAUUUGGAGUCAGUCACUGAUUUGCCUCUCAAUUUGGUGCAUGGAGCUAGAAUUUCACACGAUUCAAUUCAAUUACAACACACAUGAUAAAACAAUCAACUAAUCAAAGAGUGCCCCCCAAAUCGACCUCUCGUCCUUGAUGACAAAACAGAGUGCUGCUGCACAUACCCUCUUAAUCAAUCAGAUUAAGACUUGAAGCAUCCCCAUUAUUCCCUCAUUAUCUGAGGCCGGCUCUGCCUUGAAUUAGAUUCAGACUUGAAGCUGAAGCUCUCGCACAAAUCAAUCAAAUGUGGAGAAUCCGAACGUGAUCACGGGACGCGUAACCCGGAUAAAAUACAGUCUACAGAGCUCAAGGCACAGAAAAACAAGCGGGAAGGUUCUCCUCUCCUGUGGCAGUGCCGCUGGUUGCACAAGUUGGGCAGCUGCAGUUUUAGCAAUUCAAUGCAAUGGCCAUUUUCAUUAU